Molecule: messenger RNA, 1301 nt
Organism: Amborella trichopoda
Lineage: Eukaryota; Viridiplantae; Streptophyta; Magnoliopsida; Amborellales; Amborellaceae
Source: RefSeq, a predicted model, not a curated record
AAUUGGUAUAUAAUAAUGGAAACCCAAACAGCCAUAAUUCAAAGAAGUUUCAUUUCUCCCCAAAAACAGAAAAAAAUUGAAAGAAGUUUUGAGGAAAGAAGCAUCUUGAUUUUAUUGGGAAGAGAGAAAGAGAUUGGACUUUGCAUACCAUUCUGUCCGAAUAAGAGAAACGAAACUAUGGGGUUAGUAGAAAAGGAGGAAGUUUCUCGGAGAUGCAGUUCACAUAAUGGCAGCCAUUGUAUAGAUCUGAGUACAAGACAGAAAGGGAUGGGAGGAGAGAAUUCUUCAAUCACCAUUGUCUGUUUGAGGAAAAGGCUUCUUGCAGAAAGGGCAGCUUCUAAAGCUGCUAAAGAUGAUCUGAAACUCAUAGAAAAGAGGUUGAUCGAACUCGAAAAGCAGCUAAAGAUUGAGACCGAACUCAGAAACAAAGCCCAAUCAAAGCUGAAGCUGAUGAACAGGAAACUCAUCUCUGUAAAACUUUCAGUGAUCACUGGACAGGCUAUCCCAUCAAGAGACUCACAUCCUCAGAUAGACCCCAAAAGCCCUUCUGCACACUUAUGUGAAGGGAAGGAAAAUAAACCCAAUUCAAUUUCUGAUCAUCUCAGAUACUCGGAAACUUCAAUAGUGACCCCUAAUUCAGUAUCAGAGGAAGCCUCUUCUCAUGGAGAUUGUUCCAGCUCAGUGGGCAACAGUAGUACUGAUAAUUCUUAUGGCCAUCAAAUUCGUUCUCAAGAAGAAGAGAUGGUGGUUUCUCAAACCAGAGAGAGGGACUCUUCAAAUGAGGACUACUCUCAUGGCUCAAUACUCGAGCUCGAAUGCUUCGAUUUUAGAGAUGUUCUGCUUCCACUUCAGCAUGCGAAAGAGCAGUUAAGCAAAUCGUCCAACACGAAGGGCUGUAUUUCCAUGGCUUCUCAUCCUUUAGCAAGUGUACCCAAAGAAAGAAUUGGAAUGGAGGGACAAGCCAAUUUUCAAAUAAAAAGCUCCUGAGGAUCCACAAUUUUAAAGGGGUGUUUAUGCAAUAAGGGAUGUCUUGAAUGGACUCAAUUGUCUUGAUGGGCACCAGUAAGUAUGUUGAAUGGGUGCCAUGUUCAUCUCUUUUUCUUUUUUUGUUUUUUGCUUUUUUCAUUUUUAUACAAAGAACGUCAACUUGAAAGCUAGCGGAAAUAUAACUCUAUAGGUCAGAUCAUGGCACUCGCCUCCCUGACCACUUCAGCUUAAAGUCCAUUCUCUGAGUCUGCAUCCUGUACUUGAGAAACAUAUCAUGUAUAAAAUCACAUAAAAUGGACAAUAGAUGUUACGCA